UCUUGUUCCAACCUCCUUCGUGAAUUCCUUGUGAAUUCUCCGCGCUCAGCAGCAAGGCGGCGACCUUCAUUCAUGCAAUGACCACAUCGCUUUCUACUUCUCCGAUCAGACUCGGCCGCCAAUCCGAGCUCGCGUGCGUCUGUCGGAGGCUCUUCUCGGCGGCGCCGGCGCCGGCGCCAAUCGCUCCUCAAACCGACAUAGAGCAUCAAUUGAGAUCGCUCUGCGAGAAGCCCAAUGCGCGAUUCGCGGAGGCCGCCUCGCUCCUCCACCUCGCCAUCGAUUCAGGUUCGUCCCCUUCCAGCGCGACCUGCAGCUACCUCGUGGAUGCGCUGGUGAAGUCCAAGAACUACGAUUUGGUGUUGGCGGUGUACGCGAAGAUGGCGAGUUCUGGUAUUCCUCCGUAUUUUAAGACGCUGAGAGGUGUGGUGGAGUCUUUUGUAGAUGCGGGCGGGGUGGGGCAUGCGUGCGGGGUGGUGGGGUUGAUUCUGAAGCGUGGGUAUGACCUGAAUGUGUUUGUUAUGAAUGUUAUAUUGAAAGGACUGUGUAGGAAAGGCGAGGUCCAGGGUGCAGUUGAUUUGUUUCGCAGUAUGGAAAGGAAUGGUGUGAAGCCGGAUGCUUAUAGUUAUAAUACGCUGGUGAAUGGACUGUGCAAGGCCAAGAAAGUUGAAGAAGCUCGGUCUUUGUUAGUUGAGAUGAAGAGGUUGAGCUGUUGCCCGAAUUCGGUCACAUACACCACUCUGAUGGAUGGUCUUUGUAAGGAAGGUAGACCGGAAGAGGCAUUGGAGAUAAUGGUGGAUAUGAGGGAGAACGGUCUGGAUGUGGAUGUUUUCGUAUACGGAGCUCUUAUGAAUGGAUUCAUUCGAGUGGGGAAGUUUGACAGAGGAAGAGAACUUUUCGACGAGAUGUUGGAAAAAGGGAUUUCUCCAAAUGUGGUCACUUUCGGUUGCUUAGUGCAUGGUCUUUCUAAGAUGGGUAAGUGGGAGGAAGCCAUACACGUAUUAGAUGCUAUGGCAGAACGUGGGAGUUUUCCUGAUGUUUUUGUUUACACGAGUUUGAUUGAUGGUCUUUUCAAAGAGGGGAAAGUGAAAAAGGCCUUGGAGAUGUUUGAUUUAAUGGUAAAAAAAGGUCAACAACCAAGUUCCGUUACAUAUAAUGUAGUAAUUUAUGGAAUGUGCAAGGAAGGUCUGAUGAGAGAAGCUUUUGAAGUUUUUGAAACUAUGAGAAUGAAAGGUGAAAAGCCUGAUGUGCAUACCUAUAAUUCGCUGCUGAUGGGACUUUGCAAUAAGGGCAGGGUUGAUGAGGCAUUGCAUCUUUUUAAUCUUAUGGUGAAAGACAAGGAUUAUGCCGAGCCGGAUGUCAUGACAUUUAACAUGAUAAUGCAUGGGCUUUGCAAAGAAGGACGUGUAGCUGAGGCUGAGAACAUAUAUAAGAAGAUGGUUGCAAGGGGGAGUUGUGGUAAUAUAGUUACUCUUAACACUUUGCUUGGUGGGUAUCUAAGUAAAGGAAAUAUAAAGCAUGCUAUGGAAGUUUGGAAAAGAAUCAUUGAGUUGGGACUUGUGCCAAAUUCAAGCACUUAUAGCAUCAUGAUAAAUGCAUUUUGCAAAACAGGCAUGGUGAGCAUGGCAAAGGGACUAUUCAACAAAAUGAGAGCUUGCAAGCCUGGUCCUACCUUGUCUGAUUGUAAUACAUUGCUGGGCCUUCUUUGCAAAGAGGAUCAGUUGGAUCAAGCAAGGGCAUUAUUUAAAGAAAUAAGAGAUAAUCGUGAACCAGAUCUUAUCACAUUCAAUACUAUGAUCGAUGGAACCUUCAAAGCAAGAGACUUUCAAGCUGCCAAAGAUUUACUCAAAGAAAUGCUCAACCGGGGCUUGGCUCCUGAUAUCUUCACCUUUUCUACACUGAUAAACAGGUUGUCGAAAGCUGGACUGUUGGAUGAAGCAAAAGAAAUCUAUGAUAGGAUGAUCUCUGUAGGCUAUGCACCUGACUGUAUUGUGUUGGAUUCCUUGUUGAAAGGCUUUAGUUCAAAGGGUGAUGCCAAAGGAGUCAUGAGUUUGUUGCAUCAGAUGUCUGAUUUGGAUGUUAUUCUAGACAAAAAAAUUAUAGCUACCAUUGUUUCUUGCCUGUGUCAGAAUUCAAGUAACCUUGACGUCAAUGAUCUACCAAAUUUUUCCGAAUCAAAAUCAGGUGUAGGCAUGAGAUGCACAGAACUUUUGUCCACACUCGGCAAGUCUCACCCUGAUCUUCAAAUAAGCAUUGUGUAACUCUUUGGAUCAUUCAUUCCGUACGUUGCUCUCAUAUGCUCUCCUACUUGAGAAAGAAAAGGCAAUGGCAUGUAUCCCACAUGUCCAUCAUUGUGGGCUCACAAGCUAGUAUGUGUUAUGUCUCCAUCAACACAGUCACAUGCCUGGAGCAGUCACACAUGUAGGAGAAUCUUUGUUGCUAAUGAAAAAGAGGCCUAAAGCACAUAUGGGUUGAUAAAUCUUGAUAUGAUGGGGGAUGCAGAGCUGUUUUGAGAAUAGCUUUCAUCUUGCUGGAUCUGCUGCUAAAUUCUUCUGGAAAGAUUCUAGUGGGCCAUGGUAUCCUUAUAAAUUGAAGAGGUCCCAGUCUUUGGUUGUAUUAUCAGUGGGGGCUGCAUGGAACAGUUGAAAGGCUUCUCCAUAUUAGUUGGAUGAGUGUCAGAUUGUAUAGCCAUGAAUCCCGCACCCGCUUCAAGAUUGGUCCUUUAGAUUGUUCCUGAUAAAUGUUAUAAAACUUAGUACACCCCGCAGAAAGUCCCAACUGGGAUGAGAUGGACAUCAUCCUCAUCCAUUCGCAUGCCUAUGUGCCAACGUGCUAAUUCACCGACUUGAGCUAAACGGGCCAGCAUGCAAGCUCUGGGGUUCUGGAAACCUGCUCAUAUCAGUUCUUUUAGCAGAACUGGAACAAGAGCAUUGUGACAGCUGGUAAAGCUGAAAUCACCAGACAUUAAUCGGUGCGCAAGUAGGUCCCAGAAUGAAAGGAUUUAGGAGGAACCGACUGCUUCAUCUCUAGGGUUUCAUGUGCUUUCUCCUGCUGGAUCAAUCUCUCUCUCUCUCUCUCUGAGGUCAUAUGCUAAGGAUUUGCUCAUUUUCAUUGCGGUAGGAGGAUAAUCUGGCAAGUUGUCAACAGACGAAUGUUAGUCAGAGGCUUAUUGUAUGGAACGAAACUCCCAGAUAUCUCUGUGCUUCUUGUCGAGAAUGUAGGGCCCACUGGAGAGUAGAGCUAGGUUGACCACGUGAACCUGAAGAGGAAGAGCAAAUUUGAGAAGGCAAAAGAAGCACCUUCUCAUGUAUAAAUUUGUCUCUCUUGAACGGUCAUCACUCAUAACUUCUGUCUGCUUCUUUCCGUGAUGUUAAAUGCCCAGAAUUAUGCUUCAGAUUCAUUGCA
Eucalyptus grandis is the source of this 3402-nucleotide messenger RNA. RefSeq names its product pentatricopeptide repeat-containing protein At4g28010. The record is from RefSeq and is a predicted model, not a curated record. The transcript is spliced from 5 exons. Bases 78 to 2258 code for a protein of 726 amino acids. Lineage: Eukaryota; Viridiplantae; Streptophyta; Magnoliopsida; Myrtales; Myrtaceae. Gene Ontology annotation, molecular function: protein binding.